Odobenus rosmarus divergens (Pacific walrus) is the source of this 1659-nucleotide messenger RNA. It is a transcript of the gene ADGRG3, whose product is annotated as G protein-coupled receptor 97. Lineage: Eukaryota; Metazoa; Chordata; Mammalia; Carnivora; Odobenidae. The record is from RefSeq and is a predicted model, not a curated record. Gene Ontology annotation, cellular component: membrane. Gene Ontology annotation, molecular function: G protein-coupled receptor activity. The transcript has 12 exons. Bases 1 to 1659 code for a protein of 552 amino acids. Gene Ontology annotation, biological process: adenylate cyclase-activating G protein-coupled receptor signaling pathway; cell surface receptor signaling pathway.
AUGAUGACCCCCAGGGUCCUGGGGGUCCUGCUUCUCUCACUCCUCCUGCUCUGGGCCUCAGGUGAGCAGAGGCAACCGGAGCAAUCGAGAAACGUCUGCCUGGGGCUCAUCAAUAAGGGCCAGUAUGAAUCUUUCUACCUGGAGAACACUGCUGGCUGCUUCACAAAGUGCACGCAGUCAGGGAAUGAAGACUGUGACCUGAAAAACUUGCAGAGCUACUGGCUGGAAUUCGAGUACCAUCUGCUGGAGAGUCAGUCGGGCAUAGUGAACAUGUCUUUUUUGAAGGCUGCUGUCCAGAAUGUCAGCACCAACAUCUCAGAAGACCUGUUCUUCUCUCUGGCGCCCUCCCAGGUUCCAGGGCAGGUGACAGAGGAUGAGCGUGAACACCCCGACAGAGUCCGGCUGCCCAGGAGCCUCUUUGAAUCCCUGCAGAGCAACAGGUCGGAGGUCUUACUGGCCAUCACUGUCCUGGACGUCGGUCCGGGGAAUCUCUUCAAGGGCCCCCAGCUCAGCCUGGAGGAUGGCAGCCGCGUGUUGAACAAUCGCCUGGUGGGCUUGAGUUUGGGCGGAAUACCUGUCAGCAGGCUGGCUGAGCCUUUGGAGAUCACUUUCUCCCACCAGCACCUACCCUCUAACAUGACCCUCAGCUGUGUGUUCUGGGAUGUGACUAAAGGGUCAGCAGGAGACUGGUCUUCCACGGGCUGCUCCACGGAGCUCAGAGCCAAGAGGACUGUCUGUCGCUGUGACCAUCUGACCUUCUUUGCUUUGCUGCUGAAGCCGAUCUUGGACCGGGCCACCGUGCAGUUCCUCGUUCGCAUUUCCCAGGCUGGCUGUGGAGCCUCUAUGAUCUUCCUGGCCUUUACCAUUGCCCUCUACGCUGUCCUAAGGUUCUACCGGCAGAGGUUCAAGUCGGAAGAUGCCCCCAAGAUCCACGUGGCCCUGAGCAUGAGCUUGUUUCUCCUGAAUCUCGCCUUCUUCGCCAGUGUGGGGCAUGGCCCCAAGCAGUCGGAUGCCACCUGCCGGGCCCGGGGAGCCGUCUUCCACUACUUCCUACUCUGCACCUUCACCUGGAUGGGCCUGGAAGCCUUCCACCUCUACCUGCUCGUCAUCAAGGUCUUCAACACCUACUUCGGCCACUACUUCCUGAAGUUGAGCCUCGUGGGCUGGGGCCUGCCUGCCCUAAUUGUCUUUGGCACUGGGAGUGCGGACAGCUACGGCCGCUACACCAUCCGCGACAGGAGGAACGCCACCACGCUGGAGCUGUGCUGGUUCCGGGAGAAGGCAACUGUCUCUGCCCUCUACACCACCGUCCACGGCUACUUCCUUGUCACCUUCCUCUUCAGCGCCGUGGUCCUGGGCCUCGUGGCCUGGAAGAUCUUCACUCUGCCGAGUGCCACAGCAGGCAAGGGGCAGGGACCGAACUGGAAGGGGGUCUUCACGGUGCUGGGCCUCUCGAGCCUGGUGGGUGUGACCUGGUGGUUGGCCAUCCUCAUGCCCCUGGGCCGGUCCACCAUCUAUGUCUUCGCAGUCUUCAACUCCCUGCAAGGUGUCUUCAUCUUCUGCUGGUUCACCAUGCUCUACUUCCCCAGGCGGAGCGCCAAAGCCUCCUCUUCUGGCACGGGCCGAGCCGACCAAGUCCACACCAUGUCUCACGAAUAG